CUUGGAUUGUCAUUAUAUAGAUAACUUCUUGAUCAAUGCUCCAAGACUUAAAUACCUCAGCUUCAUCGAUACUCAGAUCGUGUUAGAAUGGAAAUGGUUUGAGCCUCAUUUUCGAGUCAUUAAGACUCUUUGCUUCUGUGCGUAUACAUUUUUGUAUAACAUUCCUGCUACGAUAAAUAUGCAAGAGAGGCUUCCAAUUGCUCAAAAUCUGCAAGUGAUUGAGCUGCAUGAUUUUAGUUUUGGUCACACGAAUUGCUUCACUCUUGUUAUUCAUUUGCUUCGGAAAUGCCCAAAGCUAUGCAAAUUGGAGAUAAUUAUUAUAAAGCCUGAGGUGUCAUAUCAGAGUGGUGAAGCCGAUCCAUGUAUUUUGAGAGAUCCGGACGGUUGGUUUCGUGAUCAGGAUCUCAGUGACCUUAGAACAGUCAAGAUGAAAUCAUUUAGUGGAUUAAGACAGGAAAUGCUCUUUAUCAAAUUAAUCCUAUCAAAAGCUCCCUUCCUUGAGGAAGUUUUAAUUACGGAAUCAGUUGACAUUGAUACCUCUGUGUCUUUAGAGGUACAAAGGGAGAUGACCUCCUUCCCUCAUGCAUCUCCAAAAGCAAAAGUUGUUUUCAUGGACCCUAGCUAGGGGCUGCUCUAUUCCUUGAAUAUUAGGCAUUUGUUGCCCUCUUUAACGGGCAUCUCCAUUGGUUCUGCUUGCAUAUGAUCUACACAAAUUCUAAGACCUUAUGGUGCAAUAUAUGUGGUGGCAUCCAAUUUUCUUACAUUUUAUUUUGUGACUUAUGGGUUCUUCCAUUUCAUAACCCCAUUUAAGUCACAAGAUACAUAAUAAGUUAUUUUAUGACUCAUAGAUUCUUCAAUAUUCAUGGGAGCUUUGAAACCAAUGUGCAUGGGAAACUGGAGCGCUCGUGAAGUGACAUUUGGUAAUAUAACCACAUUUAACUCACAGGUUACAAUGUUUUACUUCUUGCUUAUGGAUGAGCGCAGUUAAUAUAUGCUACAGAGAAGUAGAACUCUACUGGAUUUGCUGGAUUAUCUGCCUUUGUUGUUGUAGCAUUCCAUCAUCAUUGUGGGAUUGUACUGUUUUUAGUCUGUGUUUAGAAAAUAGGUUUUAUAAGCUGAAUAAUGGGAGCUUUAUAAAAGUCUGAGUAUAUCAAUGCUGAUAUAAUCAUGUGAUCAUACUCCGUAAGUUACUCAAGUCAAAAGAUUUUAACAGUUGCAGAACAAGAUAAAUAUUAUAUUAUGUCUCUUACCUCCUUAGCAGAAGGGGGGUGAAUUCUGUUUGUCUGUGAUUCCUCAUUUUAUGCCUCCACUCCAUGUACUCGGAUUGAUCCGCAAACUACUCAAGAACUGGUCUUAGGUUUUAGGGAAUCUUUGUCUUUGCCUCACGGUUGUGUCUUGCACUUUAAUUGUUGUUCUUGUGUGAACCAUGACUUGAUUUAUGAGAACCAAUCGCCUUUCCC
This is a messenger RNA of Cuscuta epithymum, 1460 nucleotides long. Lineage: Eukaryota; Viridiplantae; Streptophyta; Magnoliopsida; Solanales; Convolvulaceae. The record is from the annotation of a GenBank genome assembly.